Messenger RNA from Blepharisma stoltei, 879 nucleotides. The record is from the annotation of a GenBank genome assembly. Lineage: Eukaryota; Ciliophora; Heterotrichea; Heterotrichida; Blepharismidae.
AUGGAUAACUUUUUUCUCGAUUAUAAAAGCUUCCUCUCAGGAAUUGGCGCAUCCUGAAGCGCUAUUAUGGUCGGCCAACCAUUAGACAUCAUUAAAGUCCGCAUGCAAAACACAGGAAACUCCACAAUUUCGACUGUUUUAGCAUUAGUGAGAUAUGAAGGAAUUUUAGCAUUUUGAAAAGCAUCACUGCCGAUCGUGGCUGGAUCCACCAUUACAAGCUCGGUAUCCCUUGGUACAAAUGAGAACACAAAAAGGUUUUUCAGAGACCCAAAAAAUCCUGAAAAAAGCUUAAAAAUUUGGCAGCAUUCUAUAUGUGGAACUGCUUCAGGCUUUGUAAGGGCAUUUGUGAUAUGUCCAUUUGAGCAUGUUGUGGUAAAAAUGCAAACGCAAGGGAAAAUAGAUACCCGAGGAGAUCCAAAAUAUAAAAAUUCAGCUGACUGUUUUAAAUAUAUUUUUAAUAACUAUGGAGUUAAAGGACUCUAUAGAGGGCUAAAAGUGUCGUUUUUUCGAGACACUUUUGGAAAUACAAUUUUUUUCGGAGCUUACCAAGGGAUUGCGAAAAAGAUUUUUGGAGGGGAUCAUAUAGACGCCCAUCAGCUAAAAAUGUGGCAGUGCAUGAUCUGUGGAGGAACUGCUGGAGUUAUUUAUUGGAUAGGUAUAUUUUGGCUUGAUAUUAUAAAAUCUAAAAUCCAAGCUGAUUCGUUAACAAAUCCAAGGUAUAGUUCGGGAAAAGAGUGCUGAAAAAUGACGGUAAAAGAGAUGGGGUAUGCUGGAAUGACAAGAGGACUAAUUCCUGCUUUGUUGAGAGCUUUUCCAGCAAAUGCAGCAUAUAUAGCGGGGUUUGAAAUGAUGAUGAAAAUAUUAGGAAGGGAUAAAUAA